Messenger RNA from Salvia hispanica, 1685 nucleotides. RefSeq names its product Pentatricopeptide repeat (PPR) superfamily protein. Gene Ontology annotation, biological process: RNA modification. Lineage: Eukaryota; Viridiplantae; Streptophyta; Magnoliopsida; Lamiales; Lamiaceae. Gene Ontology annotation, molecular function: protein binding; RNA binding. The record is from RefSeq and is a predicted model, not a curated record.
UGAAGCAAUUUCACUUCCUCCCCCUCUCAUCCCUGCGAAUGGUAGAAUGCUUCAGAGCUUUGCUCGAUAACUGCAAAUCCUGGUCUCGUCUAAAGCAAAUUCAUGCGCUGCUAACAACCUCGGGUCUCUCCAAAAUCGACCCUUUUUCGUGGAAGAUCCUCUCCUUCGCUGCAACUUCUGCUUCAUCCGACAUCAACUAUGCUCACCGCUUUUUCCUUCACCUCUCCAACCCCACGCUCUUCCACUACAAUGCACUCAUACGGGGCUUCGCCAACAGCAGUAACCCAGCUAAAUGCUUCCUCAUUUUCGCCAAAAUGUUGCUGAAUGCCGUCGUCCCCGACUAUCUCACGUACCCUUUUCUCGCUAAGGCGGCGGCCCGCCUCUCGGACCGGAAAGCCGGUGGGUGUAUCCAUGCCCAUGUGUUGAGAAGUGGCCUUGCCUCCGAUUUAUUCAUUUGCAAUUCCUUUAUUCAUAUGUAUGGAUCUGCCGGUGAAGCGGCGAGUGCGAGGAAGGUGUUCGACGAAAUGCCGAUGAGGAAUUUCGUUUCUUGGAAUUCAAUGCUGGAUGGGUAUGCCAAAUCCGGGGAUGUGAGCUCGAUGAGGCUAGUGUUCGACGAAAUGCCUGAAAGGGACAUCGUGUCGUGGAGCGCUCUGAUUGAUGGCUAUGUCAAGGACGGCGAUCACAAGGAAGCACUGGUGGUUUUUGAGGCGAUGAGAGCUGACGGCCCGAAGGCGAAUGAUGUGACAAUGGUUAGCGUUUUAUGCGCUUGCUCUCACCUCGGUGCACUCGAGCAAGGGAGAGCUAUGCACCAAUACAUAGCCGAGGAAGGCCUCCCUCUGACUCUCGUGUUGAGGACCUCCCUCGUGGACAUGUAUGUGAAGUGUGGAGCUAUCAGCGAGGCGUUGGUCUUGUUUCACGAGGUCAAAACAAGAAAGACUGAUGUUUUGCUGUGGAACGCCGUGAUUGGAGGGCUUGCCACUCACGGCCUUACCUCAGAGGCGCUAGGAAUUUAUGCCGAGAUGCAGGAUUUGGGAAUCAGACCAGACGAGAUCACUUACUUGUGCUUGAUGAGCGCCUGCGCCCACGGAGGCCUUGUGGACGAGGCGUGGGGAUAUUUCAAGUCUAUAACAAGGGAGGGCAUGGUGCCAAAGAGUGAGCAUUAUGCUUGCAUGGUGGAUGUUCUAGCGCGAGCAGGGCGUCUAGACGAAGCAUGCCAGCUUGUUUGUGAAAUGCCGAUGGAACCAACCCCAUCGACUUUAGGGGCGUUACUGAAUGGCUGCAUAAACCAUAGAGAGUUUGAUCUUGCUGAGAUAGUGGGGAAGAGGCUUGUUGAGUUGGACCCUGCUCACGAUGGCCGGUAUAUUGGGCUGUCGAAUGUGUAUGCUGUGGUGAGGCGAUGGGACAAAGCGAGGAGCACUAGAGAAGCCAUGGAGUCAAGAGGCGUGAGGAAGUCCCCUGGUCAUAGCUGUGUGGAGGUUUGUGGAGUUCUUCAUAGAUUUACUGCUCAUGAUAAGGCACAUCCUGAAAUAGAGGAGAUUUAUUUGAUGUUGGUUGUGAUUGGUGAAGAGAUAAAAUUAAAAUCAGAUGAUUCUGAAAGACAAGAUUUUGUAAGUAGUUUAAACUGAGGACUUGUUAAAGUUUUUGAUUAUCUUUUUAUGUAGGUAUAAUAGACCAACAACUGCCAA